Molecule: messenger RNA, 2633 nt
Organism: Peromyscus leucopus (white-footed mouse)
Lineage: Eukaryota; Metazoa; Chordata; Mammalia; Rodentia; Cricetidae
Product: fatty acid hydroxylase domain-containing protein 2-like
Exons: 9
Coding region: 657-1694 (345 amino acids)
Biological process (GO): sterol biosynthetic process
Molecular function (GO): C-4 methylsterol oxidase activity; iron ion binding
Source: RefSeq, a predicted model, not a curated record
GCGCGAGACGGCACAGGCCGGUCCGUGCCUAAUCCUUUACGACCCCCAAGCUGGGUUCUGGGGUUGUCUCGAGUCGCGCCGCGGGGAAAGACGGAAUGUAAAGCUGGCCCCGAGGGCGUGGCCCCGCCGACCCAGUCUCCAAUCCAGGCGCCCUCCCUAAUGUCGGGGCGCAUUACGACUGCUGGUUGGAGGUGAUGGCGCAGGGCACGUGGGGUGUGAUUUCUCAUUCACAGAACAUCCACCCACGGAACCCCUUCUGGGUGAUCCUUAGCUGGGGGAUGGGGAGCGCCACCAAACCGAGUCAUGAAUGAGGUCAGCUGAGCACGGCCUCCCAGGCCCGGGCCGGGGCAUUGCCAUGGCAACCGGAUAGCCUACGCAGGGCAGCAUUCCGGCCUGUGCAGUCGGCUCCUAGCGCUGCGGGCGAGUGCAGAGCGCCGGGCGGCCACGAGUCGGGAAGACGACCAGAGCCUUCCAGCCUCUGUCCUGCUGGGGACAGGGCUCUGUUGGCCGCGAGGCCGAGCUGGGAUGCACCGUCGCCUCGUGCUCUCCUGAGAGGCAAGAAGACGAAGGCCUCGCAGGAGCCCCGCCCCUUCCCCCGGGAGGAAGUGGGGAGCCUAGUGCGGCUCCAGCCCCCAUCCCUCUUCAAGGGGCUGUAGAUGACAGGAGACAUGGAAAGGCCAAGAUAUCAUGGGAAGUCCAACCAGGAAGGACACAUCUGGGGCUCCAUGAAGAGGACGGCUCUCAUCCUGGGCUCUGGGCUGCUCUUGUCUGUAGCCUUCUGGAACUCAGUCACAUGGCAUCUUCAGAGAUUUUGGGGUGCUUCUGGCUACUUUUGGCAGACCCAGUGGGAGAAACUGCUGUCUACAUUUGAAGGCAAUGAGUGGAUGCUGUUCCUUAUAGGUGCUGCCCUGGUACCUGCGCUCUGCUUCUGGGUUUUCAAUGGCCUUCUGCUGGUGGUGGACACAACAGGGAAACCCACCUUCAUCUCCCGUUACCGCAUCCAACUGGGCAAGAAUGAGCCGGUGGACCCCGUGAAGCUGCGUCAGUCUAUCCGCACAGUUGUUUUCAACCAGACUAUGAUCUCUCUUCCCAUGCUGGUCAUCUUCUACCCUUUCUUCAAGUGGAGGGGAGACCCCUGCUGCCGAGAGCUGCCCACCUUCCACUGGUUCCUCGUGGAGCUGGCCCUCUUCACCCUCGUGGAGGAAAUCUUGUUCUACUACUCACAUCGGCUCCUUCACCACCCAACGUUGUACAAGAAAAUUCACAAGAAACAUCAUGAAUGGACAGCACCCAUUGGUGUGAUCUCAAUCUAUGCCCACCCUAUUGAACACGUGGUUUCCAACAUGUUGCCAGUUAUGGUGGGUCCUCUAGCAAUGGGCUCUCAUCUGUCCUCCAUCACUGUGUGGUUGUCCCUGGCCCUCAUCAUCACCACUAUCUCCCACUGUGGUUAUCACCUGCCUUUCCUGCCCUCACCUGAGUUCCACGACUACCACCACCUCAAGUUCAACCAGUGCUACGGGGUGCUGGGUGUGCUGGAUCACCUGCAUGGGACUGACAUCAUGUUUAAGCAGACCAAGGCCUAUGAGAGACAUGUCCUCCUGCUGGGCUUCACCCCACUUUCAGAGAGCAUCCCUGAUCCUCCAAAGAAUAUGGAGAGUCUGCUUGGACCAUCCAGAGUGUUUCCUCACAAGUAGGAGGUGUGGAGACUGCCUGGGGGCCAUGCUGCCCUUAACAACUUGCCUCCUUCGGCCACCAUACUCUAAGGACUGUACCAUUAGGGUAAAGGGAAUGUAAGCUUCCUGCCGGGACAAGGCCAUGGUAUGAUCUGGGCUUCUCUCAAACUACUUCUCAUGUUCGUUAGGACCCGGAGUUGACUUAGGAAAGAAGAAUUAGUUAUUUGGGCUGGAGGCCAUCCAAUGGAGAAAAGUCACUGAGAGCCUGGGGGAAUCCUUGGUCCUCGGCUCCAACACCCCAAAGAGCCAGCUCCCCUGUGGCCUAGGAUACAGAGAAUGGGGUCAUAGUGGGACUCGAGGCUUCCUGACUCCACAACUGCUUUCACACCCAUAGCCAGGGCACCCUGUGUAGUCACAGGCCACAUGUGUUGACAUGCUAGAUGUGGUCCCUGCUUCCUCCCAAGAACGCCUGGGUGACUUUUGCCCUCCAAAGAUACAAAUCCUUCAGAAGAAAUAAUAACAGGCCACAAGAGCUUCUCAGUAUGACAUGCACACCAGGCCCUGUGCCUUAGCCUGUUGUUACUGGGGCUGAACUGGUGUGGGGGAGACCCAAGUCAGUGCUCUCUAAACCCAAAAUAAUCUCCCCCCCCCCAACAAUGAGUCUCAGAAAACACCGCCCAAGGGCAGUCCCGUCUUCCUUUAAAUGGCUAAUCAACAGUAAACAUGCCCAGGGAGUAGGUAGCAGUGAACUUCUCUGGUCCCGCUUUCUAGGCCCCCACCCUGGCAGCUCAUGCUUAGGAAGCCUGGGAUGCCGAGAACUUGGCAACGAGGUUGGAUCUGGAAGGCUGUCUCCACUACCAUUUGCUAAAUCUCAGCCCAACUGAGCCGAGCUUACAUUUUCAGUUCAAGGUUAGCCAAGACUCCCUACUGUGGCUGAAAUAAAAUCCUUUUCUUAACACA